AUGGACUCGCCCUCAAAAUGGCUUAAUAAUGCUAUUAGUAAUGGGCACAUAAUAGAAUUUAAUUAUGAUUCACUUAAAAAAAUCGAGCCUUGUUCGAUUAAACCAUUAAGCGAAAUCAAAAAGGCUUACCAAAUUGAAUUUAAUAGGAACGUUGCUCUUAAGUAUUUAAAGGAUUUCAGUCAUAACAGUGAAGAUGAAUAUUACAAAAAUUUUAUCAGAGAGGUACAAAUUUUAACCAAAUUAAACGUUACCAAUAAUGAAAAUAUAAUCAAAUUUUGGGGAAUCAGUAAAGGUAUCAUCAUUUAA
This is a messenger RNA of Acaulospora morrowiae, 306 nucleotides long. The record is from the annotation of a GenBank genome assembly. NCBI's taxonomy places the organism in Eukaryota, Fungi, Glomeromycota, Glomeromycetes, Diversisporales, Acaulosporaceae.